Messenger RNA from Pelobates cultripes (western spadefoot toad), 538 nucleotides. The record is from the annotation of a GenBank genome assembly. NCBI's taxonomy places the organism in Eukaryota, Metazoa, Chordata, Amphibia, Anura, Pelobatidae.
AUGGCCGAUCUCCCAGCCUGGACCGGCUCGGGUGAUCCCAGCCCACCCCAGGGUGGCUACCCUGCCCUUACAGGCACUCGAGGUGAAGACACGAGGGCAGAUGGAAACAUGAUCGAGAAACCAGAAAUGGCGAAUGCCAUGCGGCCUCCUGACUUACCUGAAGAAAAGCUAUAUCUCGAGACAAGGUUGGAUAUUAUAUUCCAAAACUUCUGGAUGAAGCUAGAGCAAAGGAUGCACCAAGAGGCCCCACAGCAGCCGACAAGAUGCUCACCUCCCGGGCGAAUUCCAAUCCUGCAACAGCAGUCUGUGGCUCUAGCUAUGAGGAAGGACCCAAAAUGGUGGCGAGUAAAGCAGAGUAUAUCGCACCAGCCAUGGGCGCCAUGUGAGCGGGCAUUGCCUAACCUUGAGCCAUUCGACGCACCAGAGGUAGUGGUGUUGACCUCGACCCCGGUGAGUGGCUUUGUCAUAUGGCCCACUCUGAAGCCUGGAAGCCCAAGACAUCACUCCAUAAUGCUGGACUGUGCUCUGUCCCUCGAGG